AUGACCGAAUUAGUUCUCUCUAUUCGCUCACAUAAAAUCACCAGUCUUCAGAAAAUCAACGAAGCGCGCAAAAACCGCCAAAAAUCAAAAUUUUCAGCUCAAAUUCCCCCUGUAAAACGUACAUUCUCCCCAUUAUUCUCCACUCCCUCAAUCUUCUUCAAUAUCUGCAUCCGUCGCUUCCUAGCCUCCUCAAUCUUCUUCUGCUCGUCAUCUGAAUCCGAAUCCAUCGUCCACUCAACGAUCUUCUUCUCCUCCACGUCAUCUUCUCCACGUCUUCUAUCGUCACGUCUUCUACUGAAUUCUUCAGAAUCCCCACGUCGACGUCUUCUAUCAUCUCUCACAUUCCGUGCAUCUCUCAUAUCCGGAGACGUCGGACGUCUUCUGGAGCCUCCAUCGUAUCUCCUCGUAUCAUCUCCUCUUCUUCUCUGCGUCUCUCGUCUCUCCUGUGAUCUCUCUCGUCUCUCUGCUUCUCUACGCUCUCUCAACUCUCGAUCUCGCCUCUCUGCACUCUCCGAUCGAGCUCGUCUCACAGGGCUCCGCCUUCUUUCAGAGUCACGCCCACUUCGAUCGUCGAACUGCAAAAAAAUGGGCGGUUUUUUGGGUGGAAACCUCAGAAAUCUGGGCUUUUUCAGUCAUUUUUCAAGUGAGAAACUCAAUUUUCGAGCAAUUUCGGGUCAAAAAUCUGUUUUAGUGGGUCAUCACGAGAUGCUUUCGGUUGGCCUACGCCUAACAGAAGAGGUUUUUCCUGGUCCCGACGAGCCGAUCGCAGAUCUUGACACCGAAAAAAAAGAUGCUUCGGGUAGUAUUGUAAAAAAAGAUCCAAAGAUGCAUCUAGAUGGAAUUGAUGUUAAAACUGGAGUCGCAAAGAUCAAACGCAUCGUUCUCAACCGCACUGCAAACGUCGAGUUCCUCCGUGCCGAGUCGCCAUCACGCAUUUGGGUUCGCCUUGAGAACCAUAUUACAGAUAAUACGCUGACUUUCAGAGAACCAUUCGAGCUAAAACCACAGAAAACCUUCAAAGUCAACGACUACGCCAUAGCUCCCAUCGAUGAGCGUGUCUACCGUCGUUGUCGUAUCGUCGAACCGGAAAAUGAGCGAAAACUCAUUAAAAUCUUUUUUAUCGACGACGCCACAGUGGCUUGGGUGAAGAAAGAGUGCCUUGCCGAGAUGGAUGAACAUUGGAUGUUCUAUCCGUGGCAGGCUAUUCAGAUCUCAAUGUUCGGUGUCUAUCCGGCGGUUUCUGAUGAUAUUGAAGUUACAAAACCAGUGUGGACACCCAAGAUAUGCUUCAAACUCGCUCAAAUCCUCGCGAAUUAUCAAAAACUGAAACUAGACGUCGUUCUUUCCACCGUCGUUUUCAAUGACUACGCUCGACCGAUUCCGUGUAAAUUAUAUGGAAUCGAGCCGGAUAUAGUGGAAACGAAUCGAACAGUUUGCAUUGCUCAAAUGCUCGAAAGUGCCGUUCUAUUAGAAGAUGGAACGUUGUCAGCGAAAGAGGAAGAGGAUGAAACUGGAGAUCAGAAUGAUAUGGAAUCAUCUCAAGAAGAGAUUCCAACUGAUCUAUCUCCACCUGAAAUUGUGUGUUUGGAUAUGUAUGAUGCUGCAUUUCAUGAGAUAUUUGAAGUGGCUGAAAAGGAUCUCAUCCCAGAAAAUCCAUUGGAUAUUCAUAGAAAUCUUCCCGGCGACUGGAAGCAGACGGAUGAUUUGGAGGAGGAGGAGAGAAUGGAUAAGGAGAAUGAGUUGUUCUCGAAGGACUCUAUGACACCACAAAUGGAACCGGAUGAGUGGAAUCCACGAUUGAAUCAGAUUCCCAUGUUGUCGAUUGAUGAGUUGGGAGAGAAAUAUCGAUUCCCUUCUGAAGACGGAAAGGCACGUAUCAUGUUGGCAGUGGAGGGUCGAUGCACAAAGAGUCCAUACGAGUGGUACGCCCGGCCAAUUGUCAAUUCGGAGACUGGAUUGGCGGAGGUCGACGCGACGGAUUGGAUGUUAUACGGUAACGACGAGUUGACGGGAUUCGCCGAGAAAUUGGAUACGUACUACUCGAUGCAGAAGAAUCGGAAACCAUUGAUGCGGGAUGAGAUCAAAAUCAUAAUGAACGAGAAACGUGACGUAUUCGCUGUGUGCGCUGUCAACGAGGAGAAGGGAAGUUUCACCGGCGAAUGGCAACGUGUUCUCAUCGUCGAUUGUGAGGAAUUCGCAGAAGUUCGAUUCUUGGAUUCAGGCGGUCGUGAUAUGGUGUUGACGAGUUCACUCUAUCGAAUUCAUAGCCAACACUGCAUCUUCCCCCCAAUGUGUCUCCGUUUCGCCAUGUAUGGAGUCGUCACGAGCUCUGGAAGAGUCGACAAAAAAUGGGCGGCAAAAGAGACGUCUCGCUUCCGAAUGUGUCUUCGUGAGGAUACGCCAAUCUUCAUUAAUAUCGAGGAUAUCGCCCAUUUGCCGUCUUCGAAUGCAGAACGUCGUCUUCCACACGUCGCCAAAUUCGUCCUGAUGGUCAAAAAUGUGUCGUAUAUGGACGAAUCGCGAACUCUUUUGGAUCGAUUUUUGAGCAAAGACGAAGAGGGACACGCGAGACAAGCCGACGGAGAACCUGCAAUCUGGCCACCAGCCAAAACUCAAUUUUAUUAA
This is a messenger RNA of Caenorhabditis remanei, 2625 nucleotides long. RefSeq lists its product as uncharacterized. Bases 1 to 2625 code for a protein of 874 amino acids. Lineage: Eukaryota; Metazoa; Nematoda; Chromadorea; Rhabditida; Rhabditidae. The transcript is spliced from 13 exons. The record is from RefSeq and is a predicted model, not a curated record.